CUGACCUGACGUGUCUCUCUGUCUGUCUGUCUGUCUGUCUGUCUGUCACACUGGAUCUAUCUGUCCUAGCUGCUUGGUGUAUCUAGGGAGGAGGAGAUCAUCCAGCACCAGGACCUGAAAUCACAAACCAGCAGAAGAAGAGAGGAAACCUGAAGAGGCAGACUCCAUCAUACCCAUGAGAAACAUGGGAGGAAAAGAAAAGAAGAUUUUGGUGAUUGCAAAUGUCCCCAGAUACCAAGGGUCAGACAAGAAAAUUCUGUGUAAUGAUUCUGGUUCAGACAAGAAGAGUGGAAAACCAUUGCCACCAGCAGUUCCACCACCUAUACCCAUGUCCCCCAUGGUAGAGAAGAUGGAGGGACUGAAGGCGAUCCGCAACCGCAGCAAUAGCCUUCGCCUCGGUCGACUGACCUUCUACCAGCACCUGGAGAAGGUGGAGACUAUGCGCAGCUUCUGGGAGCUCAAACGUGCAGAGAUGGAGGAAGGAGACCAGAAGACAAAAGAUGACAAGGAUAAAGCUAAACUGAGCCUGAAGAAGAAGAGGAAGCCCCUGGACACAUCAGAUACAUCCUCCUUGAAUGAGCCAGUGCUACAGGAACAAGUGCAAAGGCUCAACAGGCAGAACACUGAGCAUUCCCAUGCAAAUGUGGAGGCUGAAGUCCAGAUGGGGGAGGACAGAGGACAGGCCAAACGGAUCCUGGAUGGACCACAUGCCUCUGCUGCCCAGACAGAGGAGAGGAAGGACGAAAGCGAGGAGAGAGAAGAGGAAGAUAAGGAUGAAAUCUUUGAGGACUCAGAGGAAGAGGAGGAAAGCGCAGAAGAUGAGGAUGUACAACUAUCUAGAAAAGUGGAAGAUGACAGGAAUGAACAGCAUAAAGAAGAGAUAGAAGAGUUGUCAAAAUCAGAAAGAGCCUCAAGUGUCAUCAUAGUCUCCAAGACCUCUCAUUUACCACAGGAGAGCUCUGAGGACGUCAGUGAUCUGGCCACCUGCAGUAAACAUCGUGUCCACAGAGAAGACCACGUGAAGGAUGACCCCCCAAAAAGCAAAGUGGAAGACAGAAAAAUGAAAAAUGCUGAUGGACAAGCAGUGGAGGGGGGCAAACCAGAGGCCUCCAAAUCUGACAAGGCAAAGACAGAAGUGGAAGAGGAAGAAAAGGAGGGAGAUGCAGCAGUGAAGGAAUUCAUUAUUGACUCAAGCCCUCCACCGUUAGCACCUUUUGACCACCGCAUUGUGACUCCCAAACCCCAUCAGAUAACCACCUAUUACACUAUCAAGAGAGAUGAAGUCCUGGGAGGGGGACGUUUUGGACAAGUGCACAAAUGCAUAGAGAUCUCAUCCGGCCUGACGCUGGCUGCCAAAAUCAUCAAAGCCAGGAACCAGAAAGAGAAGGAGGUGGUGAGGAAUGAGAUUCAUGUAAUGAACCAGCUGAACCACGUCAACCUCAUCCAGCUGUAUGCCGCCUUCGAGUCACGCUAUGACAUCAUCCUAGUCAUGGAAUAUGUGGAGGGAGGGGAGCUGUUUGACCGCAUCAUUGAUGAAAGCUGCAACCUGACUGAACUUGACACGGUGCUGUUUAUACAUCAGAUCUGUGAAGGACUGCAGUACAUGCACAAAAUGUACAUUCUACACCUUGACCUUAAGCCAGAGAACAUUCUUUGUGUCAACAGAGCUACUAAUAAGAUCAAAAUCAUCGACUUUGGCCUAGCCAGGAGGUAUAAACCAAGGGAGAAGCUGAAGGUCAACUUUGGAACACCUGAAUUUCUAGCUCCUGAAGUCAUAAACUAUGAGUUUGUUUCAUUCCCCACAGACAUGUGGAGUCUUGGCGUCAUCACAUACAUGCUGCUUAGUGGUUUGUCUCCAUUUCUGGGGGAUGAUGACAACGAGACACUGAACAACAUCCUGGCCUGUCAGUGGAACUUUGACGGGGAGGAGUUCACGGACAUCUCUGAGGAGGCCAAAGACUUCAUCACCCGCCUGCUGGUGAAGAGCAAGAGCUGGAGGAUGAGCGCUGCAGAGGCCCUCAGACACCCCUGGCUGUCCGACCGGAGUUUACACUAUCAAUUAAAUCAGAAGACAAACAAGUGCACACAUGCUGCUUCUCCAGAAAGCUAGAAACAACACCAGGCCCUCAGCAUGUCUUUUGACAACGUAGGGCCCUGGAGUGCAACACUGGACCAAUGCUGCCGUGUCUGUAUGGCUACUGGAUACCUACUGGAUACCUUCUCUCUGCAAUGCAUCCUCAUGUUAGCUCACUGUACUGUAGCUCCACAGCCAGUAGCUCAGACCUGAACAGUGUGAAGCCAGCAGGAAAAAACUGCACAAAACCUCAGACUGAACCAGUGAAGACUCUGGCUCUGUGGUGUCUAGUUAUUGUAGCCGGUAAGGUAAAAAAAACAACUUGUAUCACAGUGUUAAAUCCAAAAUACUGGAGACUAAAGGCCUGCAUUACUUAUCACUUCCACAACAUUCUCAUGUAAAGACAAACUUAAAAUCUAAGGUUUAGCAUCAACUAAGCAUCAAUGCUCCCCACUGACAGUCUUCAGUUUGUCAUAUUGCCCUGGUUUGUGCACUUUUUGGCCUUGUUCUUCAUGAUUAAGCAAACACAACAUGGACUGAAUACUAUUAUUUAUAGCUCAUAUAUUUUGUGAAUAGAACCUUUUUUGUUCUUUUAAUUUAUAAGUCUUAGAAAUAUUCUGUUGUUUCAUGAGCAUAAGCUUGAUUUCAGAGUCACACCCCAUUAAUUUAUUAUGUAUAAAACACUAUACUGUUUCAUACGCCCAUUUCCCCUGAAGAGUGAGAAUAGCUCAGUGACUGAAUAGUGUAGACUGGCGCGCUCUCUGUGUGUGUUCAUGCUCGCCUUUGCUUUGGCAGUUUGGAGAAACCUUCUCACCUUCCAUGAAGGCAUAACGAACCACAAAACACUACCUAUGAGUGAUUUAUGUAUAUGACUGAAUUGGAUUCUUAUUUACUGGUUCAACACCAGACUGUACUUGAAGUGCAAAGCUUUUAUUAAAGAUGGGACAUUCUGCAGAUUUCACUUAUGUACAGGUGAAAAUGUACCAUUCUGCUUGAUAGAGAGCUGACAACAGAUUGCAGAAAGUAUCACUUAGUGCCUCAUCCUUUUAAAGUGAUGGGAAGUUUAGGAAUUUUGUCACUCAGUUGUUGUCUGCUCCAUUUGGAAAUGGAAAAGCUUUGUGAUUUUAAAUACUCAUUUAAUGAGUUUAUGGUACUUUUUCAAAAUUUC
Messenger RNA from Monopterus albus (swamp eel), 3242 nucleotides. It is a transcript of the gene mylk4b, whose product is annotated as myosin light chain kinase family, member 4b. Gene Ontology annotation, cellular component: nucleus. Gene Ontology annotation, biological process: intracellular signal transduction; protein phosphorylation; positive regulation of apoptotic process. Gene Ontology annotation, molecular function: protein serine/threonine kinase activity; ATP binding. The record is from RefSeq and is a predicted model, not a curated record. The transcript is spliced from 14 exons. The coding region runs from base 176 to 2110 and encodes 644 amino acids. Lineage: Eukaryota; Metazoa; Chordata; Actinopteri; Synbranchiformes; Synbranchidae.